Messenger RNA from Botrytis cinerea B05.10, 2169 nucleotides. RefSeq lists its product as hypothetical. Bases 162 to 1808 code for a protein of 548 amino acids. Lineage: Eukaryota; Fungi; Ascomycota; Leotiomycetes; Helotiales; Sclerotiniaceae. Gene Ontology annotation, cellular component: membrane. The transcript has a single exon. The record is from RefSeq and is a predicted model, not a curated record.
GAACCUUCCUAACUACCAGUUUCAUAUGCAAAAAUAGCCAGAAACCAUAUGGAAUCGACACUUUCACUAAAACAAAUUGUAUGGAAAAACGCCUCUCUUAUAUCUUCAGAACAUCGGCAUCUAUAAUGUAAAGGUAGAUACGAAAUCUACUUAAGCAACCAAUGCCCAUACUUCCAGACGAUAAAUGCGACGACGCCUGUGUCAUGCCAGGUCAUCAAAAUCGCUCUUUGAGCUCUGCAACAUUCUCGACACUCGCCUUCUCUUCUAUUCCCUUGAUCCUAACAUUUCUAGUCGUCAGUCUCGUCGUUCUUCAGAAGCUCUUCCCAUUGUUAGCUGGCCUACAACAAUCCAAGGAAGAUCAUAUUCAUUAUCUCCCUAGCGAUGCCCCUCCCAGUUUGCGACAAUCGCAUAAAGAAUAUGGCAAGAAAACUGCAAGAAGGAAGGCUAUAGCUAUCUCUUUCUCUACUACCAUUGCGUUGGCUACAGUGCUCGCAGAAUUGAUCCUUUGCGAAAUCUCGAAUUACCUCAAUCCAGCGGCAAGGGCGUUUGCGCUCAAGAUAACGGUCCCUACACUUUUAUUUCUACUCGUUGUUCUUAUCCCAUUUCUCGAAUUGCAAUCAAUUAUUGUAGGGCUUGGAUGGACAUUCAGCGUAUCGAAGAAAGGAGGAUUUUCUGCAACGGCCUGGCUCCUUCAAGCCGCCGGUUUUACAAUUUGGUUGAUGGGGUUUUGGUGGCUGGGGAAAGGGGUACCGGGAACUUAUAUCCAUACAAUGGCAUCUGUACCCGGAAAAGGACUCAGCGAAGCUUGUUUGGACAGAGUUGGUAUCAUCGGAAUUUCUUUAAUGGCUCUGCUCUCUGGGUUUGCGGCUGUCUCUGCCCCUUGGCAAACAUUUGGUGCAAGGCCGAAACCUGUUUCAGAAUCUGAUAUUGCACGGAAGCAAGCAGGCUUAGAUGCUACAAAUGACAUGCUUGCUGUAAAACGAAGUCGAUUAAGGGCUCUUCAGCGCAAAGUUAAUACUCAUCCGGCUGAAGGAUUCAUGACGAAGGUUAUUGGGAGCAUACGGGGAAAUGGCGACGUACAAGAAUUGAAGGCUCUGGAGCUAGAGAUAUCUGGGCUUUCAUCUAUGGCUCAAAAUCUUUCCAGCUCGUUAUCGAUGUUGCAGAACCGUUACGCGUCGAAACAAAGAUCCUCCUCACCUCUUGGCAAAGUUGUCCUCACGCCCAUCUCUUAUGUGUUUUCAUUAUAUUGUAUAUAUCGCAUUGGAACGACUACGUUAGCCGUUAUUCGACGUCUUGUCUUUCCGACCGACCCUGCAUUCUUCAGUUCCUCAACCACGGAUCCGGUCAAUCGUAUUCUCUCUCUGUUCGCUAAGCACGUAAAUCCAGCUUUCGAUCAACUAGCAUGGUCUCGUCAAAUAUCCUUUCUCUUAUCGGCUGUAAUACUCUUCGCCUCUUUCAAUUCAGUACUUCAGACCUUCCAUAUGCUCACCAAAAUCUCACCGUCGCUCCUCUACCAAGCUCAAGCCAAUCUGGCACUCAUCGUUGCACAAAUCAGCGCAAUGUAUGUCAUAUCCAACGCUUUACUUCUGAGAAGUAAUCUUCCAUCGGAGAUGAAAAGUGUAGUGAGUGAUGCACUUGGAAGCCCAUUAGAACCGGGUUUUGUAGAAACUUGGUUCGAGGGAUGGUUUUUAGUUGCUAGUAUCGGAACUGUCGUGGGAAUUUUUGUGGGUAGGAAGAUUAUCGGUUCAAGUUCAGAUUGGGAUGAUGAGUAUGAAGGUGAUAUGGAGUUGGGACAAAAGCAAUCUUGAGAGAAAUGGGUUGGGUUUGGAUUAGGUGCCAAUCAAGACGCAUAUUUUGUGCGUGUACGUGUAUUGUAUUUGUAUUGGAGUUUGAUGGCUGAGCGGUUUAAACUUGAUGGGUAUACCUGGAGCGGCUUAUUUCUAUGGAAUUUUAUGUUAUAUGAAUAAAUUUAAGAGGGGGGUUACAUGGUGUAUGAAUGAUGAAUGUGAGAGGGGAGAGCUACUUUUAUACCUAGAGCGUAUUCGCAUGGAGUCGAUGAUUGACGAACUCAUCGUGAUGUACGAUUUGAGAUAUACUGGAUAGUGAACGGAGUAUCAAUUUUUUACCUCAUCUUGAGUAUAGUUCUUGAAAUCUGGAAAUCAUAUGCCA